This is a messenger RNA of Asterias rubens (European starfish), 4369 nucleotides long. RefSeq lists its product as uncharacterized. The coding region runs from base 136 to 4182 and encodes 1348 amino acids. Gene Ontology annotation, molecular function: protein binding. The record is from RefSeq and is a predicted model, not a curated record. Lineage: Eukaryota; Metazoa; Echinodermata; Asteroidea; Forcipulatida; Asteriidae. The transcript is spliced from 5 exons.
UGGCGCAGAGAGGUAGUUACAAAACUAUGUUGUGUUUGAUUUUGUCAAUUUAUCUGAACCAAUAAACCGAAAACACAAUCAAUUACAGGAAGGGCUACACAGCAGACAUUACUUGAGAUAACAGUUGCUCUUAACAUGGGAACAACAUGCACUCGGAGCGCUAUGAAUGAGCUUGAUGACUCUGUGCAACAUCUCAGUAUUUCCUCUGCAGUCAUGCCAGCGCCAGUGGAGAAAACCAAAAAGCAACGAAGGAAAGGAAAACAUCGCAAAAAGACUAACCAAAAAGAAAGGACUUUCAUAGAGAAAGCCUGUGAUGAUGGGAGACAAGAUGUUCAUAUACCCAAAUAUUCUUUAUCUGCUGAUGGGUGCAUGUCUGAAGGACAAUUGCAAGAUGUUGAUAACACAAGAUGCAGUGAGACACCACAACAAGAUGAACCAAGAACAGCGAGUGCCUGUGAGACACCACAACAAGAUGAACCAAGAACAGCGAGUGCCUGUGAGACACCACAACAAGAUGAACCAAGAACAGCGAGUGCCUGUGCUUGUGGAAACAUUGAACCUGUGCAAUUACCUGAUUAUGCAACAGGCGCUAUUCCUAAGAAACAUAAAAGUGUAAAGACAGAGAGCUCUAAAAAGCCUCAAACUAACGAUGUUGAUCAGAGCGCACUGAAUGAUGGAGCUGCAAUACGUCAUGAUUCAGGACAAACCCUGGGAACCUCUGCUGCAGUGAAAAGCAAUGAGGAACAAAAGGAAUCAAAGACGAUGACUUCAAGCAGUCAGCCUUUAUCUCUUGAAGAACUUGCAGUCUAUUCUACAGCAGGGAGUGAAGUGGAGUUGUUACCACAAAGGAAUCCAUCAUCAAUAAUGCCAAUACAAGGUGUUCAGCAGAUUGCAGCAAAAGUUGCAGGCAGGAAUAAUGUUAUUGUUUCUAUAAACAAUAGUCCAGGAGCUACAAUUAAUCUCACUAGACCAACAGACACAAGACAGCCCUGCUAUGAAAGCAACGAGUUGGAAUCUUUCGGAAACUCGGGAACAAAAAGUGGGGAGUUGUAUAUGAAUGAGAUACUUGCACCCGACAUGCAGACCAACAAUGAAGGUAGCAGUGCUGCUGAUAGGUGUAGCAAGGCUUCUGAUAUGUGUGAACGUCAACUAAAAACAAGGUACAUGACCACAGGUAGAUAUAUUGAGACAGUGCCCCGACGUGAAGACCAUAAGCGAGAUAUGGAGGAAAUUUAUACAAAUCUCCAAUGGACACAUGGCAAAUCACAGUCAAGCGGGUAUACUUUCCUCACAACGUGCGAGCUCGGUCCUAAACGGAUCAUUGUAGCUGGAACAGCUGGAUUGGGCAAGUCUACCCUUUUGUGUAAAAUAGCAUAUGAUUGGGCAACAGGAGACGAAACACUAUCCAAAUAUAAAGUUGUUUUCCUUCUCACAUUGCAUUCAUUGGACGAAACAUCGCAGCUUGUUGAAGCAAUUUUUGUCCAGCUCUUAGAUCAUGACACGGAUGUAAAUCCAUCUGAUCUAGUGGCAUUUAUUCGAAAGGAACCACAAAAGGUGUUGGUUCUUUUGGAUGGCUUUAAUGAGCUUAUGACAUCUAACAUCUAUGAUGAAAACCCUGGUUCUAUCCUACAACUUCUGAACCGAAAGAUAGGCAGAGAAUGUUAUGUUCUCAUAACAACCCGUCCCUCACACAUGAAGGACCUGGUCCAUGAGUCUCUGAUUCAAAGGCCAUAUACUCGCAUUGAUGUUUUAGGGUUUGCCUCCCAGGAUAUUGACAAGUACGUAAAGGGAUAUUUCCCAAAGGUACAUGAUGAUGAUAAAGCUGACCAGUUGCUGUCGAGAAUUAAAUCCCAAGAUGUCCUUUAUGAUAUGGCAAAGCGACCAAUGUUUCUGCUGUUAAUGUGUUUGUUGUGGGGAGAAAAAAAUGAACUCCCUGACACAGUGGCAAGUUUAUACAAGACAGCAAUGAAUAAUGUAUUUAAACGUAAGUCAAAGAAAGCAGCGUCUACAAAUUUAUCAUCUGACGUUUUGACUAAAAUUGGAGAAAUUGCUUUACGUGGUCUUCUUGAUCCGAAGAUAAUGGCUUCAUUUCAAGAAAAAGAUUUUGAGAGCAAUCCAGGUCUACUUGAAGAAGCCAUGCAGGCAGGUGUCUUUACGAGUAAAGAAACUGUUACGGCUGCCGAUGUCCAGACUAGCAUAGAGUUCAUACAUGGAACAAUACAUGAGUAUUGUGCUGCUUUGUACAUCCAGAGCUUGGUUGCUAACCAUGACAAAUUCAAACAAACUCUACAGAAGGUCAAAAGUCUAACAAAAGACAAUCCCAUGAGUUUUGAGUAUCUGUUUCGAUUUUGUUGUGUCAAUGCUGAAUGUAUGAUUGCAGUUCUGCAGAUGUUGCAAGAUUGCCAAGAUCACAGGUUGGGUCUCCAAUGUUAUUUUGAAUGUCAAUCAGAUGAGUUGCCACCAGUUGGUUUUAUCAAUUCCGUUAUUUCCGACAGCGUUACCAUUAGCUGCUGGAACAACGAUUGCAUCAAAGCAUUCCUGCACUUUCUGCAACAAAUUGCUGACCAGAAAAAGGUAGAGGAUAAUAUUUACCUCGACAAAGUGCAAACAUUGAAGAUGAUUACGUGUAACUUGUUCAAUUUCAGUCCUCAACUUGCACGGUGCAUUGACAAAAUGACAAGUAUUACGGUUUUACACUUAACUGGAUGCUCCUUAACUUCCAACACUAUGAAACCUAUUGCAAAGUCACUUGGCAAAUCGCACUUGGUUGAACUUGACUUGUCAUGGAACAAAGGUUUACGGGAUUCCAUACAGUUGUGGUUUUCUAGUUUACAACGUGUUCGGAAGCUGGUCUUGAAAUCGUGUUCUUUGACCGGUAAUGAUAUACAGCACAUUGCUGUUUCUCAGAAGGAAAUGUCUACCAUAGUUGAACUAGAUUUGUCAGGAAAUCCAGAUGCGUUUGCCUCUGAAGAGUCUGUAUUGCUAUUCUGCUAUGGUUUGGAGAACCUGACUUGCCUUAGUAGCCUGACAUUAGAAAGCUGCUCUAUAACAGGUACAAGUUUUCAAAAUGUUGCUAAUGCACUGGGUCAAAUAAAAACACCCGUACUUGCUGAGCUAAAUUUGACUGGAAAUGCAAAGCUGGGUGGAUCUGCAGAACUAUGGUCUCUGUGUUUGAAGGAAUUGAAACGCGUGGAAAAAAUGAAUUUCCGUUGCUGUUCAAUUGAAGCUGGCGAUGUCAGUAGUAUAUUAGCAAGUGGUAUGCCUUCUCUGUUGUGUCUGAAAUUGUCGGGUAACCAUUCCUUGGGUGGAAACACAAAUAGUUGGUGCUUGGAGAUACCUCCAUCGACAUGUAUUGAGGAAUUAGAGCUGACAAAGUGUAACAUGGACCUUGGUGAUUUCACUUGUCUCAUUUCUCUGAUUGGUUCAUUGCGGAGACAUAUUCAAUGCUUCUUGGAUGUUCAGGGAAUUCCAAGUUUUCUUGUCAUAACGAGGUUAAGUACUGGUGGUGUGCGGCUGGACCUCAGAAAGUGCUGCCUGUCUAAAAUCAUACUGGUUGAUGUUUUGAAAGCAAUAAGUAACAAAGAUGAUAUUGUUGAAUUGGCACUUGGUAUGAAUGAAGGACUCAGUGGUUCUGCAAUAGUUUGGUCAAAAUAUAUAACAGAUCUGAUGAAACUCCAGCAUGUAGACUUACGAGGUUGUAAUGUUUUAAGUAGAGACAUUGAAGCACUCGCUACGUCGUUGAGUGUAGUUGUUGAACUGAACCUUUCAGAGAAUGAUGCCUUGGGUGGUUGCGCAGAAGAGUGGGCUGGUCAUUUGGCGCAAUUACAACACUUAAAGAAGCUUCACUUGAGCAAAUGCUCAUUGAGAAGCCGAGAUGUUAAGCAUAUUUUUGAUAUAUGCUCGCUUGUUGAAUUGGAUCUUUCUAUCAAUGGUCUUCUUUUUAAUACAAGAGAACUUUGGGUUUAUUUGAAACACAUGGAACAACUUCAGAAUCUUGACUUAAGUUGGUGUUCACUGAUAACUGAAGACGCCGAGUACAUUGCAGAGACACUGAGUUGUAUGCCGAAUUUGAUACGGUUGAACCUCUCUGGUAAUUGUGCACUUACAUCAUUGGAUUCUUUGUUCACAAAGCUUCAUUCAGAUUCACACAAUGUGUUUGUAAGGAAAUUCAUUGACAAGUGAAAACAAGAACUUUCCCAAAUGCGUCACUGAGCAAAAUAGAUGUUUUUUCAAGUUUGAGUAUCUUGAUAACUGCAACAAGUAAAGUGCAAAAAGUAAAUACUGACAUGUUUAACACGUAACGCAUCAUUUUAAGGCAGUGGACACUAUACCCUACUCAGAAGAAUUAUUAGCUUAAAACGAGUAAUGG